Messenger RNA from Cicer arietinum (chickpea), 2852 nucleotides. The record is from RefSeq and is a predicted model, not a curated record. Lineage: Eukaryota; Viridiplantae; Streptophyta; Magnoliopsida; Fabales; Fabaceae.
UUUAACAACGGUCUGAAAUUUGUUUUCAAGUAAUCUGAUAGUAAAAAACAUCCGGUGUUUGACACUAAGAUCCUCAUCAGGAACAGUCUGCCUCAAAAUUUCCUUCAAGUGAGAAGCACAUGUAUUUCACGUAACAAAAUAAUUGACGUGAUGAAGAUGAAUACCUCAGCAAGAGACUUAGCACAGAGAAUAAGCAGAGCAAUAAUCUCAUCUUCAAACAAACAAACCAAAGGAAAUAACCAUCAUCAUUAUUCAUGGAACUCAAACAUCGAACAAACACUUCACAACAACCUUAACCAUCAAUUAACUCCAUCACUUGUUUCCUCAAUCAUCGACCCUUUCCUCCUCAACCACCAUUCCCUUGCAUUGGGUUUUUUCAAUUGGGCUUCUCAACAACCAGGCUUUAACCACACUUCAACUACCUUCCACUCUAUCCUCAAAUCUCUCUCACUCACGCCUCAUCACUCUCACUCUCUUCUCUCGCUUCUUAAACAAGCCCAAUCAAAUAACUUCACCAUUCACCCUUCAGUUUUUCGUUCCGUUAUAACUUCCCACAUUUUGCGCAACAACUAUCAUCAAGCUUUUUCAUUAUUCAAUGACGUCGUUUCUUUAAUAACCGAAAUUGGUGGUCCUACUUGUAACUCUUUGCUUGCUGCACUGGCUUCUAGCAAUAUUAUUAAUGCACACAAGGUGUUUGAUGAAAUGAUUGUUAAGAGUAUUUCUCUUAGUACACUUGGUUUUGGUGUGUUUGUUUGGCAUGUUUGUAAAGAGGGUGAUUUAGGGAAAGUGUUGGGUUUGUUGGAUAAAGUUGGUGAAUGUGGUUUGGAGAUUAACGGUUCGGUUGUGGCGGUUAUGAUUGUUAACGGAUUGUGCCAUGCUGGUAGGGUAGAUGAGGCUAUGGUGAUGUUGUUUGAAUUGAGGAAUAGAGGAUGGAAGCCGGAUUUUAUGGCUUAUUGGGUUGUCGCCACAACGUUUAUGAAGAUGGGGAAUGUUGUUGAUGAGAUUAAGGUUUUGAAAAUGAAGAGGAAGUUUGGAGUGGCUCCUAGGAGAGGUGAUUAUGAUAGAUUUAUAUUUCAAUUGGUUUCGGAGAAGCGAAUUUGCGAAGCUAAGAUGAUUGGGGAGGUUAUUGUUGGAGGUAAUUUUCCUGUUGAGGAUGAUGUUGUUAAUGUGUUGAUAGGAUGUGUUUCAGAUAUUGAUCAUGUUGCAGCAAUUGGGUUUUUUUAUUUUGUCGUUGAGAAAGAUAGGUUUUUGAGUAUUACAACUUUGAAUAGAUUGAGUAGGAAUUUGUGUAGGCAGGGUAGGUUGGAUGAAUUGUUGGAGAUAUUUCGUGUUUUGGAUUGUCGGAAUUACUUCAAGGAUCUUGAGGGUUACAAUGUGAUGGUGUCGUGGUUGUGCGAAGCUAAGAGAGUGAAAGAAGCCUAUGUUGUUCUUCAGGAGAUGAAGAAGAAAGGGUUGAGUCCUGAUGUCUCGUCUUACAAUUAUGUGAUGGAAGCGUGUUGUAAGGAGGAUUUGCUUCGCCCUGCGAGGAAGCUUUGGGAUGAGAUGUUUGCGAGUGGAUGUUGUGGGAACUUGAAAACAUACAAUAUUCUGAUUAGUAAGUUUUCAGAAGAGGGACAAAUUGAAGAGGCACAAAUGUUGUUUAACCGAAUGUUGGACAAGGGAGUUGAACCCGAUAGUGCGAGUUACACUUUUCUAUUACAAGGACUCUGCCAAGAAGACAAACUUGAAGAAGCUUUCGAGCUCUACAAAAAAUCUGUCAAACAAGAUAUUACCAUUGCACGUGACAUAUUGAGCUCGUUUAUAUUAUCACUCUGCAAGAAAGGACAUUUAUCAGCUGCUUCCAAUUUACUUUGCAGUCUUGGUCAUGAUAUAGGGCGCACAGAAUCCCACAUAGUUUUGUUGAAUUGUUUGGUAGAUUCAAAUGAGAUUCCAAUUGCUAUUGAGCAUUUGAGGUGGGUUCAGAACAGGUCCCCUUCAAUGCUACAAGAUAUAUGUACUGGACUUUUAGCUUCCCUUUCUGUUUCUAAAUUCCCGGAGCCGAUAUUACAGUUUCUUCAAAGAAUGCAAGGUUGAUAAUGCAACAAAACAUGGGAUUCUUCCGGAUACUGUCCAUGUUAUUUCAUAUGUGAGUGAACCUUGUAAUAACAAAGCAUGCAUCUCCUUUCACAGAUGGUAUGAACUGGUUUAUUAAAGUGGAGUGGAGGAAGAACACGAUCAUUGAUGUUCAAUUUCCAUUCAAUGAUCAUUUAUGUACUUCUUCAGAUUCUGCUGUUCCUAACAAAGAGGUUGAAUCACUACCUGAAGUCUCAAUGGCAUGAGGGCAUCACUGAAAAGAUCGAGGAAAUGAUGCAAAAUGCUAUUAAAACUGAUCAUGAGAUUGCCACUCCUAUGCUUUGAUUCAACUUAAUUGAGUCCUUCUACUAUGCAAUUCAGUAUUAAUCUUUCUCAAGCAGAGGACAUCCAAUCUUUGUAAUUCAAAGGGUUGUUGUGCUGGCAUCUCAAGUGUCUCCAAUGUUAUCUGUAAUAGACUCGAACAAUGUUCAAGCCCAUUAAGACAUUGUGGAAGCCAAAGAAUUGAAGUGGAGCCCAUGUGCUAAAAUCAUGGCCAAAAGGAAUCAGGUUAGGCUCAAGUGGCUAAUGGAUUGUUAUCCUUAUAAUAGGGUUGCCUUUAAAACAUCAUAGCCUCUAGAUUCUUCUAAUUUUUAGUGACUCAUCACUGUAAUAGAAAGGUACUAGAUGAAUAAUCUGUUCUAUUCCUUUUAAUUUAAGGGUUCUGUUAUUUGUAGAGUCCUAUAUGUACUGAGCACAUUCUAUGAAAUAAAACUAUGAUGACGAUAGAAUUUAGUGUAGAA